AUAAAGGUGAACAGUUGAUCAGAGACAGCAUUUCUCUCUUUCUCUCUGAAGGAGAAUAAACAAUCUCAGGUUUUUCUCAACAAACAGCAGAAUCUCUGAUACAAUCUGCUCCUCUUUGUGGAAUGCAGUAAAGCCUGUUCUCUUCCUUCCUGCUCUCAAACAGAGCCAGCUACACCCUCUCAAGUUCAUUCAGAGCGAUGACCUCUAAAGGCAGCGGGACGAUGGAGGUGGCGGCGCUCGGACGGCCUUUCGGUCUUGGGAUGUUGUACGACUGCCGCAAAGACUCUCUCGUCCCUGGAAUGACUUUGUGGGACCGUGAGGACCUUAAAAAACAUACUGGAGAAAGACCACAGAACUAUAAUAAUUUUGAUUUAGUUGCAUCUGAAUCAAUUGCGGACAAAUCUUCAGCACUAAAUGUUGAAGCAUCACUGAAGGCAAGUUUCUUGGGUGGACUGGUAGAGGUUAGUGGAUCAGCCAAAUACCUGAACGAUACUAAGACUUCCACAAAUCAGGCCAGAGUAACACUGAAUUACAAAACUACCACAAAGUUCCACGAACUGUCCAUGAAUCAUCUUGGAAGAGACAAUGUGAUACAUCAGUCUGUCUUUGAUAAAGGAAUAGCCACACAUGUAGUCACAGGUAUCCUUUAUGGCGCACAAGCCUUCUUUGUCUUUGACCGUGAGGUGUCUGUCAACGAGAACCAUCAAGACAUUCAGGGCAACUUGAAGGUGAUGAUCAAGAACAUUCCCUGCCUUUCAAUAGAGGGUGAAGGCUCGCUGAAAAUGGAAGACAAGGACAAAGCAAACGUUGAGAGGUUCUCCUGCAGAUUCUUUGGAGACUAUUUCAUCCAGAAACCUCCAACAUCCUUUCAGGAGGCAGUAGAGGUGUACCAAAGUCUGCCAAAGCUGCUGGGAGCCAACGGGGAAAACGCAGUACCAGUGAAGGUCUGGCUGUUGCCUCUGACAUUUUUAGAUUCUACUGCCGCUAAACUUGUCCGUCAGAUAAGUAUAGGAUUAGUUGAAGAAUGUCAGAGUGUCCUGGAGGACUUCAGUGACCUGGAAAUGAGGUUCAAUGAUGCACUGAGAACCCAAACUGCACAGCAGUUCCCACAGAUUGGGAAAAAACUCAAAACCUUUAAACAGAAGUGCUCUCAGUUCAAACUGGAAUUCCAACAAACUCUGGCAGAGAAACUUCCAUCAAUCCGAGGAGGAGGAGAAGAAGAAGCUGUGCUCACAGAGAUCCUGAGGAAGACAUGUUCUUCUCCUUUCAACAGCAAGGACCUGAACGAGUGGAUGGACUGGAAGGAGAGAGAAAUAUACACCGUGAUGUCUCUGACCAACAUGAUGACAAACACCAAGAUCAUCUCAUCUCAAACAGACCUGUUCAAAGAAAGUUUCAAAGCAGAGCAGGCUGUGUGUUUUGUCUUCACCUCGCUGGGAAGUGAUGAACCGUACCUCUCAACUUUAUCAAACUACCUUCAACAAACACCCAAACCAGACGACGCUCAAGAUCCCCCCCCUCCAGAUCAAUGGUACAACUCAAGAGAAGAAAUGGAAGCAAUGCGGCACAAAGCAAAGCUCUUCAGUGAUUUUGCAGAGGCCAACAAGGAGAACAAGAACAUCACAUUCCUGACGGUGGGUUUAACAAACGAGACACAGAGAGGUGCCAGCAUCUACCUUUAUACAGACGGCCUUUCUGACAAUGAGAACUUUGAGCCGCCUUCAAAGCCUGCAACAGUAACAGGAAGUGAUAUAAACCACAACAGUGUGACGCUGAGGAUUUCUCCACCCAGAUUUGGAGCAGAGGACAUCACCUCCUACUCUGUUGAGUACUGUGUCAGAGGAGAGGACGACUGGAAACAAAAGACAGCAUCCGAAGCUGAAGAAGUCACAGUGAGCGACCUGAGUGCCAGGCCAGCCAAUGAAGAUGGAGGCUUUGAUCUGAAGUGCCUGAAAAUGGGUGCAAGAAGCAUGGAGAACAUAUUUGUUAAUUUUGAUAAGACAACAACCAAAAGCUUGACAAAGAAAGUCCUCAGAGAAAGAAAGCAGCCCGAAAAUGUGCAAAAGCAGGUUAAAGUAGGGUUAGCCAAGCUGCGUCUUAACACAGAGUACAUGUUCAGAUGCAGGGCAGAGACACCAGUAGGUGCCGGGCCAGCCAAUGAAGUCAGUGGAUCCAUUCAAACCUUACCCUGCAGCCCUCCUGGAAAACUCCACGUUGAAUCUACCUCACGUGAGAUAUCAGUCAGCUGGGAGAAACCUGCUGAGCUCGGACAAGAUGUCCAUGUUUUGAGCUACAUCGUGGAGUACGCCAAACAAGACCAACAGGUGAAAGAGGAAGAUCUCCACUGGGAGCAAAUGAUGGCAGGAGCUGAGAAGGUGAUCAUUUCAGGACUUCAGCCAGAGACAGAAUACGCUGUCAGGGUCAGGUGUGAUUGUGGUGCAGCUGGAAGAAGCAAAGAAAGCAUCGCUGUUAAUGUCCGCACAACAAAACCUGCACAUCUUAAAGAAUUCCUCAUAAGUAAAAGCAAAAGGAUCAAUUCUGAAUCUCCCUCAGUUUACAAACUGCCUCUGACAGAAGAAGACAUGCACGUCAAAGGAUGCCGGAGGUACAACUUUGGCGAAGAAAGCACGAGGCAAAAUCGCACAAUAAUGCUUCUCGGAGCAACUGGAUCUGGAAAGUCCACUCUGAUCAAUGGGUUCAUCAACUACAUCGUUGGUGUAGAGUGGAAGGACGAUUUCAGAUUCAAGUUAGUUCACGAGGAUCAGUCGAGAUCUCAAGCUGAGAGCCAGACCUCUGAAGUCACUGUGUACAACAUCAACCACCAAGAGGGCUUUAAAAUCAAUUACUCUCUGACCAUUGUGGAUACUCCAGGUUUUGGAGAUUCAAGAGGAAUAGAAAGAGACAAAGAGAUCACAGAACAGAUUCGUAAUCUCUUCUCUUCAGAGCGUGGCGUCAGUGAAAUUGACGCAGUGUGUUUUGUAGCUCAGGCUGCUUUAGCUCGGCUCACAGCAACACAGAAGUAUGGGUUUGAUUCUGUGCUCUCAAUCUUUGGCAAAGAUGUGGCAGAAAACCUCCAGGUUCUGGUGACAUGCUCAGACGGCCAACGCCCACCAGUUCUAGAGGCGAUCAAUGCUUCACGUGUCCCUUGUCGUAAAACAGAAGACGGGCUGCCAGUUCACUUCAAAUUCAAUAAUUCUGCAUUGUUUGCACAGAACCAAUCAUCUGCUGCUGCUGACUCGAGUGGGGAUGAGGAAGAUGGAGGCUUUGAUCAGAUGUUCUGGGAACUGGGGGCAAAAAGCAUGGAGAGGUUCUUUGUUGCUACUGAUAAGCUAACAACCAAAAGCUUGACAAUGACAAAGGAAGUCCUCAGAGAAAGAAAUCAGCUCCAGAUCUCAAUUGAAAAUGUGCAGAAGCAGGUUAAAGUAGGGUUAGCCAAGCUUGAGGAGAUAAAAGAGACAACUGAACAGGUUAAACUGCAUGAAGCAGAGAUCAGCAGAAAUGAGAAAUUUGAGAUUGAAGUAGUCGUCAUGAAGCCUUUUAAAGUAGAUAUAUCUGGCACUGGAACCUUCAUCACCAACUGUCAGGUGUGUCAUGUCACCUGUCACUAUCCAUGUCCAUAUGCCAAUGAUGGAGAUAAAAGAAAGUGUAAAGCAAUGGGACCAGAUGGAAACUGUACUCAGUGUCCAGGCAGAUGUCAUUGGAGUAAACAUUAUAACCAGAAGUACAGAUGGGAGUAUAGGGAGGUUACAGAAAAGCAUACAGUGAAGGAGCUGAAAGAAAAGUACCUGAAGGCCUCAAAGGCUAAGGGAACUGUUCAGGAAGUGACCCCACUCCAUCACACUGGAGUGAGGGAGAUAAUGAUGAGGUCUGCCAAGUGUCUGAACAGACUAGGAGAGAUCGCACUGAAGCCAAAGCCUCUCUCCACUCCAGAGUACAUUGACCUGCUCAUUGAGGGAGAGAAAUCUGAAGCCAAGCCAGGCUGGAAGCAACGAGUCGAGUACCUGAUGGAGAUGAGAGGACAAGAAGAGCUCAUGGGUAAAGCAAGGAGAGGAGAACACCUGCUUUAAAGUGAAGAAUCUUAAACUGAAGGCAACAUCAAGACCAGCUCCAACUGAGACCAAGACAAGAGCUGAACAUGAUAUCAAAGAAGAGACGUGUAAAUACACAAUUAAACAAGACAGGAUAGUGAGUGAUACUGAUCAAGAGUCCUUGAUGGCCAACACAACCAAGUGACCAUGACACAAAUGUUCAUGGGACAUGUAUGUUUUUUAUUCUGUACUUCAAGUAAUCGUGCUUGAACAGUUUUUUUAUCAUGAAGGAUUACAUUUUUCAAAGCAAGAUGGUUGGUCUUGAAGAAAUGCUGAAGGAGCAGCCGAGAGAAGCUCCUCCAGAGUCCACAGUGAUCACAAAUCCUUUGGAUCAAACCCAAACCAAGACCAAACAGAUGGCAGCAAGACCAAGAGGAGAUCUAUCAACAAACUGGAAGACGUCUGUGUUUUUAUAUCUGAGAUGAUCUCACCAACCCUGGGACCCAUCUACUUCCUGUUUGGCAUGUGUGUUGCUAUGGACCAGGGGGAGGUGCUGCCCCGUGUGAGGCUGUUUGGAUCAGCGGUUCUGUAGGAAUAUGAGAGAACCCGGUCCACCCAGCGCUGAGGUGGAAUGCAGUUCAAAGUGAAAUGUUGGACUCUUUACUUCACCACUCUACUCUUUACUCUUCUGCAUCGGGUACCUUUACAUUUAUUACUAUAGCUUCAUUUUGAUUAUACUUUUACACACUUUCACCUGUGUGACAUUUUGAAUGCAGGACUUCUACUUGUAACAGUAUCUAUACAAUGUGGUAUUAUAACUUUAACCAAAGUAAAGUAUCUGAAUACUUCUUCCGUCACUGAUACAACACAUGAAGUCCAAAUAGACCCGCACUCAGAGCUCUAGUGUUAAUCAAUGAAUUACAAAGCUUUAUUGUUCUCCUGCACAAACAUCUCCCUGCAGGAGCAAUCUGCAUGUUCUGUUUGACAGGAAGUAACAUGUACCAUGUGCAUGAAAUGUGGAAGUGUGAUUGUUUUGUGCAGAAAUCAUUAACGUCCUGACACCAUCACCACCAAUGGAAAAGAUGAAACCUGCAAGUUUAUAAAAAGUGAUGUUUAUUUUCUAUUAUGAUCAUUUACAAAUAUCAGAUUAUUGCUAAAUGUUUUUUUCUGCUCUUCAUGUUAUUUCCUUUGAGAUGUGUAACUCUACGUGAGUUUUGUUAAUGAUGGAUUGUAUUGCUGAGUGUCCUGAAAUGAUACGGUGGCUCCUGCUGGAUGAUGGAGACCUUUCUAAACGUUAAACAAUAACUCAGACUAAUGGAAAGUUUAUUUUAAUCAGAACAACAGAUAUGAGAAUAAGGAGAUUAAAGAAGAUCUAUCAACAGCUGAAGGGAAAAAGUAUAACUUUUAAAUAUUGUAUUUUUCACAUAAAGUUUGAAUUUAU
This is a messenger RNA of Trematomus bernacchii (emerald rockcod), 5469 nucleotides long. RefSeq lists its product as uncharacterized. The transcript is spliced from 4 exons. NCBI's taxonomy places the organism in Eukaryota, Metazoa, Chordata, Actinopteri, Perciformes, Nototheniidae. Gene Ontology annotation, molecular function: protein binding; GTP binding. The coding region runs from base 198 to 4067 and encodes 1289 amino acids. The record is from RefSeq and is a predicted model, not a curated record.